This is a messenger RNA of Amoebophrya sp. A120, 3236 nucleotides long. Lineage: Eukaryota; Dinophyceae; Syndiniales; Amoebophryaceae. The record is from the annotation of a GenBank genome assembly.
GCCUGGAGGCCGCGAACGAGAGGAAACCACGCAGACUGGCACUACUCGUCAGGCGGAAGAGCAGGAGAACAGCCCUGCAGCUUCCACCCUAGCUUCACAGGAGGCCGAACAUCAAAGGGAAGGGUCGCGAAGCACUGAAACGCAGCCAGGUGCAGCUGCCGGUUCUGAACCAUCGUCCGCCACUGGAAGUCUCGAUGUGGGAAGUGCUCGAACUGGGGACCCAUCUGCAGCUGGGGGUACGGGAAGCAGCCACGAUGCCGGCCAUUCCGCUUCAACGUCCAAUCCGAGCCGUGAUGGCGGUGUGAAUCGGCCGCAAGUUGCUUCAGGCACAGAGAAUGGGAACCAAAAUAAUCCGCCGGAACAACAUGAAGUCCGCGACGGUAGUUUAUCCGCCACUAGUGCCAGUACGACGAGGCCGCCCCCGCCCCGUCCACCCCAGGAGGGUGACAGCAGGGAUCUUCCUGAACCUGGAGCGCAAGAGGGAACUGGUGUUGAAACAAGCGGAAUCGCACCGCAAAUUGGCGUGUCUGGAACCGCGGCACCCAGGGGUCGAGACGUCGACCGUGAGCAGGGUACAAGACUGCCAUCGCGAAGUUUGAGUCCACCUGCGACCUCACCGAGGCCGGCCCACUCGGCCACCCCCGAAAGACGAGGAGGUACCGGACCAGGUUGGCCGACAGAUGUUGGAGCUGGUUCUGCGGAACCGAGUGGCGGAAACCAAGUGCAGCCUGGCGCAGCACAGGAUGCCGGCAGUGGCACAAAAGCGGCAUUUGAGGGGAGCAGCGCGCCGACUUCCGGAAGUGCGACAGCUUCUGGCGGAGGCAGUUCUAGCUCUUCAUCCAUUUUCGCUCUUACUGGAACAGAAAUAGUGAGCAGAACAAUUGGACCAGCACUAGUUCCCCCAGCGACGACAAUGCUACCCGAGUUACCGGUGGCCGCGCUAGAGGAGCGCCGGCACAGCUGCGAGGACCUUUUCGUAGAGUUUUUGGCUGAGAAGCUGCAGACUUUGGAUGGUGGAAGCAUGGCGGGUUUUACACCGAAGGACUUCUGGAAUGCUGACGUUGAUGGAGGUCGGGAUCACGUUGCAGAGGCCAAUGCGCAGCUCGCUCGCCAUUACGCAGAAGACAAAGAUGCUGGUAUCCGCAACUUGCAAGGAGAAGAGAAAUAUCUGCACGCGAAUGAUUGGACGGUACAGAUUAUUUGAUGAUGCCUUUGUCGAUGAGGCUCACCCUUUGCUUGUGCUUACCAAGAAGUAAAUGAGAAAGGUCCGCGGGAGCACCAGGGCAGGCUCUAGGCGCAGUUCGAUUUGAUUUGAAAUGCGCUAGGCUACAUGCUGCUACUCCUCGUACUCGGGGAGAUAAUAUAUGUGUAUGAUGAUUCGAAAUGAUAAAACUAUGAUGAUGAAUGUGAUGCGUCUGAUGGGCUGCAAAGAAUAAAACAAGGACUUUCAUUUUAAUACACUUUUCAGAUCGGGAUUAUUAUGGCCAUGAUGCCCUUCUGUUUGGUCAACUACGACCUGAGCAGGAUGGCCGAGUAUAGUCGGAUGGCACAGAAAUGGCCCUUAAGAGUCGUCCAGCACUACACGUCGGAUCGCCUAGCAGAGGGGUGCGCACGCAAGGACCUGCUUUUCUUUUCGCAGGUGUGGGACUUCUUUCAUGAGCAGAGCCAUGCUGCACCUGGUGGGUCCGGCACUGGGCGAAGCAUUGUUGUUUGGCACGAUCCAAAGCUGCACGGUGGUGCUUUGGCUUCGGGGUCGGAGUGGCUCCUUCCCAAGACUCAGACCGCCUACGCUAAUGUUCGUGAGCACCGUUGUCGUAUUGGCAUGGUUGCAGAAUACCUCUUCCAGGCAUCGCCUGUCGUCUCCGGUUUCUCCGCCACUAGAUUUCACGUCCCCCAUGGUACUUAGUUUCCGAAUUCAAUGUCACACUGUUUUUUUGAACAACUACGACACCAAUUUUCAGUCAUUUUGUGCACUGACCAUUGUUAGGGGCGUGGAAAUAGUGUAACAGGAACAGCUUUGCUUGCAUGCUGUGCACACAUAUCAUACAACAGGUUAUUGUCUCAAUCCGAAGCCGGGAAACGAGAUGCCGUUGUUCUGGCCAGAAGCGCAACUUUGGAAGAAGUAUCGGCUUUCAGAUACGAGCAGCAAAACUAGUGAUAUAUCUAUAAUCAGAAUCAACGAGCAAUACUUGCCCAAGCGUUAGUAUACGUUGCAUAUUUCGCUGCAAGUCCAAGUGAGUAAGCGCCGCGUUACCCUGUGAGCCCAUCGCAAGGUGUAGCCGGACAACCAUCGAGCAAUCAGCUUUACAGCAUUGCAGCAAGUAGGCGCGAUGAUAUAUCAGUUGCUUUUGGUUUCAUACAGCCUGGGGACUCAGCAGUUCCGGCGCAAUGGCACUAUGAAUUUCAAAAAGAUUUUCGUAUGAGGGCGAAUUUCUGGCUUGAAAAGUCUGACGGAAGCAGUGCGGAGUGGAGCUAUCACCACUUCAGAUAUAUGUGGCUCCUGAACCAGUGGCGGGCACUGCCUGAGCCCACACCCGAGAACCCGCAUCCAACAUUUCAGAUCCCCGAAGCAAAAAUACACUUUCACCCCAAACCAGAUCGCGGAUACGAUGACGGGUUGCAGGCUUGGGUAUACCAUGGAUUUGACAACAAACUCAAAGACAUCAGGAUGACCUUCAAAGAGCUCUUGCAUCGUAUCGAAAUGCUCACAGUGCAACCUGAGCCAGAAUCGUGUCCGCCAACACCCUGGUCACCCUGUCCGAGUCCGCGUGCACUAUCUCCAGUUCCAAGUGAGCAUGGGUCUGUUGCGAGUCCUCGUGCACUAUCUCCAGUUCCAAGUGAGCAAGGGUCUGUUGCGAGUUCGCGUUCGCGUUCACGUUCAGUAUCUCCAGCUCCCAGCGAAAGAGGGUCUGUUGCGAGUUCGCAUUCGCGUUCACGUUCAGUAUCUCCAGCUCCAAGCGAGGGAGGGUCUGCUGGGAGUCCGCGCACAGUAGCUCGUCCAGCUCGAAGUGAGAGAGGGUCUAUCUUAAGUAGUGGAGCGCCGGCAAGAAAUGGCGUAAGGAGGAGUUUAGCGACGUCUUCGCAAUCUGCAACAGGUCCGGCCGGUCUGGGCCACGGCUAGGCGAUGUGAAGUAUUUAUAUAUAUAUGAAGUACACGGACGAGAAGUGAUGAAGAUGAGCAAAAUUUUUAGCCACAAGGCACUGCGUACUAACUGAAGGAGCGCGCUAGUGUUUAU